CUUGACGGAGAGCAAUAUUUGACGUACUGGUCUACUUCCUGUUUUGUUUCCGCUCCCUAUUACCUGUUGGUUCGGUUCUCGUAGAAAAUGGAGCCAUUAGACAGACAGGUAGACAACAAGGACCACCCCGCGAAGACACGCGCUUUCAUCCUCCAUCGGUGGACCUUAUAAACACAACCUAAGCCGUUGACGAACCUCUCGUAAGGGGCUUUCAAGCCCACACAACCCCCGGCGACAUGGCACUCAGCUCGGGCGGCUGGGCUCCGCAGGUCCCGCUCCUCGGGUCGUCCCAGCCUGGUGCCUGCGAUGGGCUCACGGCCUCGGCUUGCUGCAGUACCGUAUUAAUGUCUGUUCGCGUCUCGGUGUCCCACUCCGGUAUCCGCCCCUUGUGCCUCCCCGGAGCAGACAGCGAGGCUCUGCGCCUCCAGCUCAGCAUGGACCCGAGCCGGGCUGGAGAGUUCCGAUUAGCCCUGAGGGACACCAGCGGGAAUCGUAACGUGUUGGUGGAGUUUGACCUUCGCUCGGUGCACUACGAGGUCAAAUCCCCUCGGUGCCACGAGAUGCGUCUGGCUGCGCCGCCCCACAACUUUAUCCGCUUCACUUUCCGCUGCGACCGGGAAGCCGAGGAGUGGGCCACCGUGGUGAUGUCGUCUCUGCGAGAGGCCCAGCGGGUUGCAAACAUGGCUGCCUACGAAGCAGGCGGCAGGCAAACACAGACUUCUCCAGAAACGACCUCCUUACCGCCGGCUGAGGAGCUUUGCAUGGAGCUGGCCAAGGCGGUGGAAGCAGGUGAUGCUCAAGCAGCCUCCCAGCAUGCAUCAGCUCUAGCUCGACAGAAAGCAGCACUCACCAUCCAACUGGCGGAGAACAACUACAUCGCUACUGGAGAAAUCAGUCUGUCUGUGGUGGUGGAGGACGUGUCUUCUUCCUGCUGCUUCACAUUCAAAGUCUUCCCCUACAUGACCGUGGCUGCACUCAAACAACAGGUGUUUGUGGAGUACGGCUUCCAUCCGCGGGUGCAGCGCUGGGUGAUGGGUCAGUGCCUGUGCACGGACCUUAGGUCACUGGCCUCCUACGGCGUGCAGAAGGACGGCGACACUGCCUACCUCUACCUGAUCUCGGCCCGUCAGGCCCGCAUCACGAGACAGCUGUUCCAGCAAGACUUAGAGGGUGCUCUGCUGGCCCCGCCCCUUCCUCCCAGCAACGGCCCCGCCUCUCAAGACUGGAGGGGCUACAGCACUCUGCCGCCACGGCUAAUGCACAGUAACCAGGGAGGCGAUAAACCAGCUGACCUUCAGGUUGUUCUUGACAUGGAUAACUUGCAGCUGAACAACAAACCUACUAGAACACAGAAGGAGUGGGCGUGUCCCUCAUGCACUUUCAUCAACAAGCCUUCUCGUCCAGGCUGUGAAAUCUGUGCGACAGCCAAACCUGACACACACACCGCCACCCAGCAGGUACAAGGAGAAAGUAAGGAUAAAUGACCGAGGUGAACUGGCCUUGAGCAGCAGCAGCAGCAGCAGCUGACCACCCAUCAACGCCACCGUCUGUUCUCUCACACACACACGCACACAGCUAUGCUAAUUCUACCAUCCAUGUUGUCCACUCUUACACAGUGAUUGUCAAGUGCACUGAGAGUCUUGGCAGAUUGGCUGUUCAAGAUGUUUGAAGCACUGUAGCAUGAUGCAGAGACAUACACACAUGCGCACACACACACACACACACACACACACACGUGUUUGGACAUUUUCAGUUAAGUUCAGCCAAUUUUAAAGAGGCCCUAAUAUUUAUUGGAGGGGAGGUGGUGAUUGUUAGGAAGUAGUGGCAAGUUAUGUUCGGUUGAGGGCGAACAAAACUGUGAAGUUGGCAGUGGAUGAGUGAGUGAGAGGUUUACAGGGUCAUCAAGUGCUUUUACUCUUUAAAAUCUAUUUUUCUUGCUGGGUGUUUUUUUUUUUUUUUUUUUUUUUUUUUAAAUGAGGCGCAAUUGAUGUACAUUUUAGUAGCUGAUUUGAUUUUAUUAGAGUCCCGCAGAGUUGUGACAGCAAUGGAAUGAUGUUUUCAGUACAUA
Messenger RNA from Dunckerocampus dactyliophorus (ringed pipefish), 2068 nucleotides. Its product is annotated as ranBP-type and C3HC4-type zinc finger-containing protein 1-like. Gene Ontology annotation, molecular function: ubiquitin-protein transferase activity; ubiquitin binding. Gene Ontology annotation, cellular component: LUBAC complex. The coding region runs from base 237 to 1484 and encodes 415 amino acids. The record is from RefSeq and is a predicted model, not a curated record. Gene Ontology annotation, biological process: protein linear polyubiquitination; proteasome-mediated ubiquitin-dependent protein catabolic process; positive regulation of canonical NF-kappaB signal transduction. Lineage: Eukaryota; Metazoa; Chordata; Actinopteri; Syngnathiformes; Syngnathidae. The transcript is spliced from 9 exons.